Pollicipes pollicipes is the source of this 3536-nucleotide messenger RNA. RefSeq names its product transmembrane protein KIAA1109 homolog. The transcript is spliced from 13 exons. The record is from RefSeq and is a predicted model, not a curated record. The coding region runs from base 317 to 2512 and encodes 731 amino acids. Gene Ontology annotation, biological process: synaptic vesicle endocytosis. NCBI's taxonomy places the organism in Eukaryota, Metazoa, Arthropoda, Thecostraca, Pollicipedomorpha, Pollicipedidae.
GCGGCGCGGUGCCCGCUCGGCCCGCGAGCCGGCCGACGCGCCCGCCGGCGGCCUCAGCGUCACCGGAGUGCUGGCCGACUUCUCGCUGUACGUGUUCCACCCGUACGGCAACAAGUACUCGGGCAAGGACCACGUGACCAGCCCGCUCAACGACACCGACCGCAAGGACUCGCUCAGCGUCCGGGUCGAGUUCGUGCAGUUUAUCGUGUCGCGCUCGCGCAAGCUGGACCUGGACAGCAGCGGCACGGACGCCGGCAGGGCCAUCGUACGCUUCUCGACCGUGAUCGACCUGGGCUCGGCGUCUUUCAAGUACGACAUGCGGCGCCUGACGGAGAUCCUGGCUUUCCCCAAGGCCUGGUACCGGCGCACCAUCGUCCGCAGGAUGUUUCUCGGUGAUCUGGGCGACACGACGAUCGCGGCGGACGUGGCGCGGUCCAGCUCACCGGAGCGGCAGCCCGCGGCCGACGGCAGCGCCGGCUCGCAGCUGACGCCGGCUCGCUCGCCCAUCGGUAGCGGCGCUGAGGUCCGGCCACGGCCCAGCAAACUGCACGUGUUGCAGAGGCGGCUGAGUCUGGACCCCGUGCUACCGCCGACCGGAAACUCUGUGAACGUGCCGUCCUCCUGGGAGACGCUCGUGCUCUUCGCCGUCAACUUCACCAAGCUGAACGUCCACAUGAACAUGGGCAACGUCAUGGGAAACGUCACGUGGCAAACGAACGGCUUCACGUCGGAGGGACGGCUCUCGAUCGGCAGCACCGGCCACAAGAACAUGUUCAUCUCGCUGGGCCUGGGCGGCUCCUCGCUCGAGGCCAAAGGCGGCAUCGUCGGCGGCAACGUCGAGGUCGGCAAGAUCGACACCUACCUGCGCAUCCUGGAGGACCCGGGCGUGGAGCCCAGCCACACGGUGGGGCUGCGGCUGCAGACGUUGGAGCUGCGGCUCGACUACAUGGGCACGUCGGUGCUGAUGGGGCGCGUGUCGGCGCUGGACGCCACGCUGCGAGACGAGUGGCGGAUCACAGCCCAGAUGGCCGACAACGAGGCCGAGGGCACCAAGAGGCCCGCCAUGAUCUUCAUCCACACGGAGGUGUCCUGGGACCAGAUGCAGCUCAUGAUCUCCAAGUCGACAACCACCGACCUGAUCAAGAUGUACAGCAAGCUGGAGGAGUUCUUCCUACAGCAGUUCCAGAGCUCACGCCGCGUGCUAAUCGGUCUGAACGAGCGGCCGAGCUCGUCCAAGUCGGCCAGUCUGCGCCGCCGCACUACCAAACACCGCCGCCUUACCGAGGUGCUGCAGGAGACGGCCCAACAGCAGAGCGACACGCGCCACCACCGGCACUGGCACGACGCGCUGCGCCUGGUGGCCGGGCUCAAGCUGAAGACGUUCAUGACGCGCCUGCCGCCCUCGGGCACCGUGCUGGGCGGCACCAUCGAGAUGCGCGGCCAGACGAUCUCUCUCGCCUGCUUCCACGGCCUCAACUUCAAGUCGAAGAGCUGGGCGCUCUUCAGCCUGCGCGAGCCCAACAUCUCGUUCUCGACCGAGAGCCAGGAGAUCGAGACCGGAGUGCCGCCGGACGUGCACGUGGUGGAGACGCUGUCGAUCAGCCUGGGCCUGCUGUCGCACCAGCCGACGGCGCGCCACGUCAGCAUGGCCACCGUGUGCCGCGUCACGCGCACCAUCCUGUUCCCUCCGCAGUUCCGAACUAUGCAGGAGUGGUUCCACUACACGUUCAGCACGAGCGAGCUGGACGAGGUGGACCGGUUCCCGAGCCUGGAGCGGCCGGCGGCGGACGGCGCCGGCAGCGGGGAGCGGCGCCAGUCGCGCUCCGGCCAGGCCAGCCCGCCGCCGCAGACGCCCCGGCUGCACGACCACAACCACACGGCCGAGAUCGUGUUCGCCCUGCCACCCAUGCAGAUGCAUCUGAAGACGGAGCACACGCAGACGGGCGCCGAGCCCGACAUGGCCGCUCCCAAGCCGGUGGUGGUGUGCAGCUUCGUGACCGAGUUUGAGGACCACAUCUUCGUGACGACGGACGCCGAGAACUUUUUCUUUCUGCACGACCUGAUCGACACGUACAUCAGCCGCCAGCCGGACGGUGCCGGCCGCUCUCGCGCCUCCGACAAACAGCCCUCCAAGAACCGGCCCGACCCGACACCGUCGGUGCCGGCGAUGGCGGCGGCGGCGAACGGAGUGGCCGCCGCCGCCCGGCCGAGCGCCUCGCUCACCGCGUCCGACGGCGAGCACAAGGUCAAUGACCCCACACAGAUGCUGCAGCAGGACUGGCGCGAGUUCGAGUGUCGCACCUGGCACCUGGAGCCCACCGUCAGGCUGUUGUCAUGGGCGGGGCGUCGCAUCGAGCCGUACGGCGUGGACUUCAUCCUGAACAAGCUGGGCUUUCGGCACGCGCGCAGCACCAUCCCCAAGUGGCUUCAGCGCGGCUCGAUGGACCCGCUGGACAAGGUGCUGGCCGUGCUGGUGGAGAAGACGGUGCAGGUGACGCGCGAGGGCCACUGAUGCGGCGGCGCGCGGAGCCGCGGGGCGUCCCUCUUCGCCCCGCCCGACCCGCCAACCGCACCUGGAGGAGGGCGUGGCGGGGCGGAGCCUCGGUCUGGCCCAUCGUUUAUCGCAAGACGUGCAGAUCUCUAGAGCACAAAAGCAUCGAGGACUGACGGACGUGGGGUGGUGAGGCGGUGUCGUUGACUGUGAACGAUCGAGAUUAGUGUUGUCAUUGUGAGCCGCGCGGUGCGGUUUUGACACAAACGCAGCUGUGAAGUGAUAUUGGAGGAUAUUUAAUACGUGUAUUGUGAUCACUCGGAUUUUGUUGUUCUCAUGUCCGCGACUGCUUUCUAAACUCACGCGGCACCUUACCAUAACGCUUGAUUCGUUAGAGUGAGGUUGUGACGGCGUUGCUGACCGGCGCCAGCGGGUGUGGUGAUCUUUAUACGAGAUGGCCGCAGUCCAGCGUCGGCCGGCGGUUACUUGAGUCGCCGCUGCGCCGCCCGGCGCGAGGACGGCUGUGACGCGGCUCUCCCUCGCGGGGCGGGAUGUCCCGCCUGUCUGUCCGUUUGUCGGGGGGCAGCGUGUCAGCUAGCCAUUGUGUCGUUCAGUGUAUCGGCGUGGGUGCCGCGAUCUCCGCCAGCAGAAGACGGCCCGCGCCGCCGCGUCGCCGCUGCAGCUACACAUCAUCCCUUCCAAUAGUGUUGUGACGUCACGCGAUCGGCUGGCGCGACACAGGCGCGGCGGGUGUGCUGUCUGUUACGUAACUGCUGGGGUGCGAUUUUGUCCGGUCGAGCAGCUGAUAUUGGAUGUCUAGUCCCAGUAUUGAAGACACUGGCCGGAAUGUUGCCUACAGAAGCUUUACUACUCCGUGCUCGCCGCGCGGGCGACCCGUGAGCGAUGCCCUGGGCGAUGCACGGUAACAAAUCGCGUCUGUGCGCCUCCUCGCCACACGGUAGUCUGUGCCACGCAACCAUCGCGGGUCAGUAGGGGUCGCAUGCAAUGUAACAAACGGUGUGGCGGGAAAAUGUAUUAAUAUAUA